Molecule: messenger RNA, 1821 nt
Organism: Pseudozyma hubeiensis SY62
Lineage: Eukaryota; Fungi; Basidiomycota; Ustilaginomycetes; Ustilaginales; Ustilaginaceae
Product: RNase L inhibitor
Exons: 1
Coding region: 1-1821 (606 amino acids)
Biological process (GO): translational initiation; translational termination; ribosomal subunit export from nucleus
Molecular function (GO): ribosomal small subunit binding; iron ion binding; ATP hydrolysis activity
Source: RefSeq, a predicted model, not a curated record
AUGGCGCCCGCCCCAGCACAGAAGGAGACGCGUAUUGCCAUCGUCAACUCGGACAAGUGCAAGCCCAAGAAAUGUCGUCAGGAAUGUAAGAAGUCGUGCCCAGUCGUCCGUAUGGGCCGACUGUGUAUCGAGGUGACACCAUCAAGCAAGAUCGCCUUCAUCUCUGAAUCCCUCUGCAUCGGUUGUGGUAUCUGCCCCAAAAAGUGUCCCUUCGAGGCUAUCAACAUCAUCAAGCUCCCCACCAACCUCGAGAACGAGACCACCCACAGAUACAGCGCCAACUCGUUCAAGUUGCAUCGUCUCCCUACUCCGCGUGCGGGUCAAGUUUUGGGUCUCGUCGGCACCAACGGUAUCGGCAAGUCCACUGCGCUCAAGAUCCUCGCGGGCAAGCAGAAGCCCAACCUGGGUCGAUACGAUGACCCUCCCGAUUGGCAAGAGAUCCUCAAGUAUUUCCGUGGCUCCGAGCUCCAGAACUUCUUCACCAAGGUGCUUGAGGACAACAUCAAGGCGCUCAUCAAGCCUCAGUACGUCGACCACAUCCCGCGUGCCAUCAAGGGCAAGGCCAGCGUCACACAGCUCCUCGACGGCAAGCUCGAGAAGGACAACAAGCAGAUGGUCAUCGACAUGCUCGACCUCAAGGAGGUACUCGAGCGAGACGUUCAGAACCUGUCCGGUGGUGAGCUGCAGCGAUUCGCCAUCGGCAUGUCAUGCAUCCAGAACGCCAACGUGUACAUGUUCGACGAGCCCUCAUCGUAUCUCGACGUCAAGCAGCGUCUCAACGCGGCGCGAAUGAUCCGAUCCCUCCUCGACUCCAACACCUACGUCAUUGCCGUAGAGCACGACUUGUCCGUCCUCGAUUACCUAUCCGAUUUUAUCUGCUGUCUCUACGGCGUUCCGUCCGUCUACGGUGUCGUCACCGUGCCAUCACCGGUACGUGACGGCAUCAACAUCUUCCUGGACGGCUACAUUCCAGCAGAGAACAUGCGUUUCCGCGAAGAGUCGCUCAGUUUCAAGAUCGCCGAGACGGCCGAAGAUGAGGUGCUCGACAGGACCCCCAAGUACGUCUGCCCACCCAUGACCAAGACGCUCGGCAACUUCAGCCUCAAGAUCGAAGGUGGUGAAUUCAGCGAGUCCGAGAUCAUCGUCUUCCUCGGCGAGAACGGUACCGGCAAGACGACGUUCGUCAAGAUGCUUGCGGGCAAGCUCGAGCCCGAUCCGGGUGCCAAGAAGCCACCUCAGCUCAAUGUCUCGCUCAAGCCUCAGACGAUCGCACCCAAGUUCCAGGGCACCGUCCGCAUGCUUUUGCUCAAGCAGAUCAAGGCCGCCUUCAUGCACCCGCAGUUCCAGACCGAUGUCGUCAAGCCCAUGUCGCUCGACCCCAUUAUCGACAACGACGUCCAAACGCUUUCCGGUGGAGAGCUGCAGCGUGUCGCCCUCGUCCUCGCGCUCGGAAAGCCCGCCGACAUCUACCUGAUCGACGAGCCAUCCGCCUACCUCGACUCGGAGCAGCGUAUCAUCGCAUCCCGCGUCAUCAAACGCUUCAUCAUCCACUCGCGCAAGACGGCCAUGAUCAUCGAGCACGACAUCAUCAUGGCCACCUACUUGGCCGACCGAGUCAUCGUCUACGAGGGUCAGCCGUCCGUCAGUGCGACGGCCAAGCGACCCGAGUCCUUGUUGACCGGUAUGAACAGCUUCUUGGCGACAUUGGAGGUGUCGAUGCGUCGUGACCCCACCAACUACCGACCACGCGUCAACAAGUUCAACUCGAUCAAGGAUAAGGAGCAGAAGGCGGCGGGUCAGUACUUCUUCUUGGAGGAUUAA